Colletotrichum phormii is the source of this 942-nucleotide messenger RNA. Its product is annotated as meiotic recombination protein DMC1. The coding region runs from base 1 to 942 and encodes 313 amino acids. The transcript has a single exon. The record is from RefSeq and is a predicted model, not a curated record. Gene Ontology annotation, biological process: rRNA processing; ribosomal small subunit assembly. Gene Ontology annotation, cellular component: UTP-C complex; CURI complex. Lineage: Eukaryota; Fungi; Ascomycota; Sordariomycetes; Glomerellales; Glomerellaceae.
AUGUCAACCGCCGAGUCCCAAGGAGAUGGCUUCAUCGUUUUGCCAGUGAAGCUUCCAGCUCUUCCCUCGUGCCCCAUCACCGCUCUUCACGAGAUUCGCGUUCGACGAAAUGCGCCCAAGAUCCCGACCGAGAUCGAUGAUCGAAGUCUCUUCCUCAAGAACGUCCCCGUAGACAGCACCGAAGCUCAUUUUCGCCAAGUAUUCAACGCACUCGUCGGUCCCGGUCGUUUCGAGGGCAUUGCUUUUGAGGAUGAUCGGAAGAAUGCCGCAGCUGUCGACCCAGUCAACGCUGCGAAGAUCAUGGGUCUGGGCAAGAAACGCAAGCGCGGCGAACAGGAAGCAGAGGAGAGAGCCAGGGAGGAAGAAAUUGCACGACUUCCCGAGACUUGGACGAGGAGACUGCGGAAAAGCGGUAGCAGCGCCAUCGUUCUUUUCGCCGAUGAGAAGAGCGUCGAGCUCGUGCUCAAGGCUAUAAAGAAAGCGAACAAGACGACGAAGUUCCCUGUCUGGGGACAAGGUGUUUCCGAAGAUGAGCCCGAGCUUGGAUCCGAAUGGGUCUCUGCACACAUCCAGCUGUCCCGCUGUGACAAGGCGGCAACGCAGAAGUCGGUCCACGCCUUCUUCAACGUUUUCAACCGCAAGGAGAAGGAAGCGGCGGAGAUGGCCAAGAGGUUGCGCAACGAGCCAGAUGAGGACGGCUUCGUCACAGUUGUCCGCGGUGGACGUGUCGCUCCGGCCAACAAGAACGAGGCCGAGGAAGCCCGACAGAAGAUGGUUGACAGGGCCUCGAAGAAGAAGGACGAGACCACGGACUUCUACCGCUUCCAGCUGCGCGAGCGUCGCAAGGCUGAACAGGCAGCUAUGCUGAAGAGAUUCGACGAGGACAAGAAGAAGGUUGAUGCUAUGAAGGAGAAGCGCGGCAAGUUCAGGCCCGAAACAUGA